Molecule: messenger RNA, 852 nt
Organism: Paramecium octaurelia
Lineage: Eukaryota; Ciliophora; Oligohymenophorea; Peniculida; Parameciidae
Source: the annotation of a GenBank genome assembly
AUGGGAAAUUAAUGUAAGGGCUAGUAUUGUGAUAAUGAAUAUCGAUAGGAAGUGUCACAUACUCCAUUAGACAUAUUCAAUAAGAUAGUAAAAAUAUAAGCAAUCAUACGGGGAUUCCUGUCAAGAAGGUAAAAGCUUAUAUUGAGAAAUAAUAAAUAAUUAUUAAUGGAAGAAAGGAGAAUCUUAAAAAAGUUUGGAUUUAAUAAAUUGGAACACGUAUUAACCUACAGGAUUCUGAGGAAGAAAAACAUUAAGAUUAUAGUUUAGGAUACAGAGGCAUAUGUUGGUGAAAUUAAUAGUUAAAAUUAACCACAUGGAAUGGGAAGAAUAGUUUACUCAAAUAAUAGUUAUAAAGAAGGAGAAUUUCAGAAUGGAGAAUUACGCAAAGGAAUCUAUUAUUUCAAUGAUGUUAUAUUGCAAGGGUAAUUUCAAAAUAAUUUAUUACAUGGUCGAGGCAGAACAAAGUUAAAAGAUGGAACCAUUUAUGAAGGUGGAUUUGAAAGAGGAAUCCGAAGUGGAUAUGGCAAAUUAAUAGACACUAAUGGCAAUAUUUUCGAAGGUCAGUUUAAAAAUGGAUUAUUAAAUGGAGAUGGAGAAUUCGUUGGAAAAGAUGGUAGAUAUUAUAAUGGAGAAUGGUUAAAUGGUAAAUAUCAUGGCAGAGGAGAAUUGCUCUUUCCUGAUGGUCAAAAGUAUGUUGGAGAAUUUGAGAAUCACAGGAGACAUGGCUUUGGUCAACAAAUUACCUAACAUGGUUAAUAUAUUGGAACUUGGAAAAAUGGGAAAUAGUGUGGAGAAGGUUAAUUAGUCUUUAAUGGUUAACAGAUAAAAUGUAUUAACGGAUGUUAUAAGUGA